Camponotus floridanus (Florida carpenter ant) is the source of this 1209-nucleotide messenger RNA. RefSeq names its product very-long-chain (3R)-3-hydroxyacyl-CoA dehydratase 2 (gene Hacd1). NCBI's taxonomy places the organism in Eukaryota, Metazoa, Arthropoda, Insecta, Hymenoptera, Formicidae. The transcript has 5 exons. Gene Ontology annotation, biological process: fatty acid elongation; very long-chain fatty acid biosynthetic process; sphingolipid biosynthetic process. Gene Ontology annotation, cellular component: endoplasmic reticulum membrane. Gene Ontology annotation, molecular function: 3-hydroxyacyl-CoA dehydratase activity. The coding region runs from base 388 to 1083 and encodes 231 amino acids. The record is from RefSeq and is a predicted model, not a curated record.
GUAAAAAUAAUAAAUAAUUUAGAUUUACACGCAUAUCUUUCUUCACUCUAAAUAUACUCGUACUGUGUGUACUGGCUUACGUAAUGCAAAAAAGGUUAAAAAAAAAGUAUUACUUAACCUUGCGAGUUAAAAAAAUGAAUAUGUAUGAAAUUUGUGACAAGCGAAAAAAUUCGCCGCGAGAUAUGUAAUUGGAUUCGUGAAAGAGUACACUUUGGCGUCUUCAUUCUUGAUUAAUAAUCAAAUACAUAGCUGAUUGUUGCGUGUGUACAUAAAUAGGGAUUUUCACAAUGACUGAGCAUGCAUAUUAAAAAAACGAUUAUACAUUCUCAGUGAAGCAUCAAGUUAUUCAACACGAAGCAACGAGACGUUUAAAAAAAAUCUGUAGACAUGGCUGGAAUGAAGUCCAAAAAACCCAGUGCUCUCUCGAAAUUUUAUCUGGCGUCGUAUAAUCUCGGACAGACUUUGGGAUGGAGUUACAUAUUGUAUCAAAUUAUACAACAUUAUAUUAAUCCUUCUCGUGAAACCUUGUGGGAUAAAACAGAGCUAGCUGUAAUUAUUUUCCAAAAUGCAGCUGUAUUAGAGAUAUUACAUGCAGCAACUGGACUGGUACCUUCCAAUGUUAUAAUCACAACAUUCCAAGUUUUCAGCCGUGUAAUGGUUGUAGUCGGAGUCAUCUUAGCUACUCCUUAUAAAUAUGCUGCUGCAUCUCCAGGACUUCCUCUAGCUCUCCUUGCAUGGUCUAUCACAGAAAUCAUUAGAUACUUUUAUUACUUUGCUCAUCUUGUUAAUUUUGUGCCACAUAUACUGGUCUGGCUCAGAUAUACCAUGUUUAUUAUACUGUAUCCAAUUGGUGUAACUGGUGAAUUAUUAUGUUUUUAUGCUGCUGUACAAUAUUCUAAUGCUAAUCCUGACUCAUGGAGUUACGUUUUGCCAAACAAAUGGAAUUUCACAUUUAGCUAUUUGUAUAUUCUAAUAACAGUUAUGUUAGCUUACAUACCACUUUUUCCUCGUCUUUAUAUGCAUAUGUUUGUCCAAAGGCGCAAAAUUCUCAAUCCCAAUGCUGUGGCUAAAAAAGUUCAUUAGCUUUAAAGUUUAUAUAUAUAAAAAAAUAAAAAAUAUAAAAAUAGAUUGCCAUAUAUAAAUUUCUAUAUAAAUAUAUAUGUAUAUAGGUGAAAUGUGAAAAGUGGGAAAAUUUAUUUUGUACUAAAU